CCCUAAAUCACCCACAAUAUUGUGAAGAUUUUUGUGUCGUAUGAUCGAGAAUAUGAUGGAUAAUCUAGCCCUUAGUGCGUCUUCUCAAAAACUAGUUUUAGGGUUUACAACCACCCCUCGAACGAAUGCUACAAUCUCCAACAAACCCUUGUUUUGCUCCUUCAAAAUCCCCAAAAGAAGCGGUGCAAUCUACAAGUCCAAAUCUUCAAUUUCAACCCCACUAGCAGUCAACAAAUUAAAUGAUGCAAAGGAUUGUUUUGCAAGAAUCUCAUCUUCCAGCGGUCAACAUUCAUCUUCACAAGCGGGUUCUAUUCUGUUCUGGGUCGGAGUUGGUGUCGCACUUUCGCCUGUUUUUUCAUCGGCCGCUUCAUACUUAAAGAAAUACGCAAUGACCAUGAUAGCGAACAAAUCUGAAACCUCUCAAGGCUCAUCUGCCACAUCAGCAGCGACCGUAGAUGUACCUCCAACUAAAACAAAGCCCACAGAGUCUAAAGAUGACAAUGAAUCAACCAAAGAGCCAAAGAAAUCUGCUUUUGUCGAUGUGUCUCCUGAGGAAACGCUGAAAACAAGUUUUGAAAAGCUUGAAGAAUCUCCAGAGGCUGAAUCUCCAAAGGAUUCUGAAUUCACAAAUCAAGCUUCUGAAAAUGGAUCUGCUUUUAAGCUGAUGGAUAGUGCUUUUAAGCUGAUGGAUAGUCCAUCUGAGGGGCCUUCAUCCACAGGUACAAAAAUUAACGGUAUGUCUGUUGAAGCUUUCGACAAGAUGAUGCACGAUCCAACUGUACAAGAAACGAUCUAUCCUUAUCUUCCUGAAGAGAUGAGGAACCCUACCUCUUUUAAAUGGCUGCUUCAACACAAACAUGAUAUGUACAUAGCUUUGUUUGGAAAAGAAAGAUACUGUCAAGUAGUGCAGGAUAUAGUGAAUGACAAGAAGGAAAGCCCUGAAUGGCACAACUGGAUGAUGGACUCAUUGAAAAAUUUUGAUCCUAACAGUCCUAAGGUCAAGGAACAAUUUGAAAAAGUGGGGCUGACUACAGAAGAAGUUACUUCUAAAAUCUCGGCAAACCCGGAUAUUAUAAUGGCAUUUGAAAACCCUAGAGUUCAAGCAGCCUUGUUGGAUGUAUGUAUGCACGUGCACAUUAUGGCUAGAGUUGAAAACCCUAAAGUUCUAGAAGCCAUCAUGGAUUGUUAUUUGAAUACGAGCAUCAUCAAGUACCAAAAUGACAAGGAGGUCAUGGAUUUAUUCAAUAAGAUGUCAGAACUCUUUCCGGGAUUGACAGGUGCACCUUGAUCAUAGUCUAUUUUGCAACCGAGCGAGUUUAAAGCUGCAGAAGCGAGUGGAGACUAUAAUUUAGCUAUUAUUUGGUGUAUUGAUUUAGAAGCGAACUUGUUUGGUACUUAAAACACAUUAUUUUUAUGUUCACAUGUUUGAUAUAUAAUCUGUUUUAUUAAAA
Messenger RNA from Helianthus annuus (common sunflower), 1451 nucleotides. RefSeq names its product protein TIC 40, chloroplastic. Gene Ontology annotation, biological process: chloroplast organization; protein import into chloroplast stroma. The transcript has 15 exons. The record is from RefSeq and is a predicted model, not a curated record. NCBI's taxonomy places the organism in Eukaryota, Viridiplantae, Streptophyta, Magnoliopsida, Asterales, Asteraceae. Gene Ontology annotation, cellular component: chloroplast inner membrane; chloroplast thylakoid membrane. The coding region runs from base 41 to 1288 and encodes 415 amino acids.